AUCGAGCAGGCAGAGGAGACACACGUCGUGCGCCAAGUUGAAGCGGUACAGACACUGUACCCGUCCUGCGAUGUCCUGAUUCAGCACCAGAGUGUAGCCGGAGGCGUCGCCAUCCGUACUGUCCCCCGAUUCGAGGGCAAGCUAAGCCGCAUCGUUGGGCUAGGGCUCCAAGGCUCCUUCACAUCGCAGGAUCUCUGCAAUCUCGAGUCAACUUACGCCGCAAUCGGUCUGUCUCCGGAAAUCCAUCUGUGCGAGUACGCAGACCCUUCCGCAGGGCAGAUUCUCACUCGUGCCAGGUAUUUCUCCAAGGGGAGGCUGAGUGUCUAUUGCAGGGACCUGGAGAAUUCAGAUGAACCGGUCGUCGCGCGGAAGGGUCACCCUAAGAGGAAGAAUAUCACGGUCAGGGAGGUGGCUUCGGAUGUCGAUCGCGAGCACUUCGUCGCCGUUUCCAUCGCGGGUUUCGCGGAUGGGGGACGCUCGGAGGAGCUGCUGGGCGCCUUAGCGAGGAUCGCGGCCCUGAGAGCUGAUACGAGACUCUACAUCGCGACGACGGACGCCGGAGAAGUGGUCGGCACCGCGGCAUUGGCCGUCCUGGGUACGCAUACAGCCGGCGAGAGCAUCGGGCAUUUGUACUUGGAUAGUACAGUGCCGCUGUCUCGCGGGAUGGGUGCCCAUGUGGCACUCAUACAGGCGCGUUUGAGGGCUGCCAGAGGCAUGGGGUUGAAGCUGGUGACGCUGAGUACGAGGGAAGGCAGUGGAAGCGCCAGAAAUGCAGAAAAGACCGGGUUUAGAGUGGCAUAUCGGAAGGAUGUAUAUGUCAAAGGUUGA
Messenger RNA from Aspergillus fijiensis CBS 313.89, 828 nucleotides. RefSeq lists its product as uncharacterized. The record is from RefSeq and is a predicted model, not a curated record. The transcript has a single exon. Lineage: Eukaryota; Fungi; Ascomycota; Eurotiomycetes; Eurotiales; Aspergillaceae. Gene Ontology annotation, molecular function: acyltransferase activity, transferring groups other than amino-acyl groups. The annotation marks the transcript as partial.